AUGGCGAAGACGUAUCAACCUAUUGACAGUAUCGCAAGUCAUAGUAUUUGGCGCAAGUGGGUGUUGAGCUGUUUUGCGGUCGUUCUUUGUAUCCUGUUCUGGAAUAUAGCAACUUACACCUUUUCUGACGAAGAGACAACUAAUGAUUUUGACAGUAAGGUGCAAAUUGACGACACACAGUCAGCAUCCGCGGGUAUAGUUGAUGAUUACCAAGAAACUAUGACAGAAGAACAGAUAAAUCUUAAAUAUUGUGGUUCUCCUGUGUGUAAGUUCAUGUUUCCAGUAUUCGUGAAUGAACAAGAAUCGAGAGCACGACUGCACAUGAGAAGGCUAAUUAUUCUAGCUCAAGAAACCGGUCGAGCGUUAGUCUUACCUAACGUUGAACAUUCACGAUACAGUACAUGCCAGACUUACUCUUUCGAUUAUUAUUAUUCCAUCGAAGCAAUGCGGCAGUCAUCGCCAAACACCACAUUCAUUACGCAAAGCCAGCUUCUUUUGUGGAGCCAAGAGAUGAAAGCAAUCAGGGCUAGAAUUCCCACCGUGAAUAUUGUUUACUUGAACAAGACUGGCAAAAACGAUCUCGACAGGAUUGUAUCUGAACAGAUAAAUCUCGAGGUCUAUAAAAAAGAUUACUGCCUGCAACCAUUCGAUUACUUGUCAUAUGGAGAUGAACUAGAGACUAAUAUCACAGCGUUCAGAGUAUUUGCUAGACAACCAACCGCAGAAAAUAUCGUGACUGCAGUCGCCGUUGCACAAUUUGUAAUUAAUAGUCUAAGAUCGAUCCAAUCAGAUGUCAUAUUCGUACACUACCAUUUCCGCAGGUUUAAUUGCCCACAAGUGCAACAUAUACCUGCACCGCUUCAAUAUGCCGAUCAUCUGAUUGAGCGGGCAGAAACUAUAUCAACGUUCCUUUAUCCAUAUAUCGCAAUUCAUUGGCGGAUGGAAACGGCUCGCCCAGAAAAGCUUGUUAGUUGCAGUAUUCGGUUACUAGAAUAUGUUCAACGCAUUAAGAAAGAACAAAAAAUAAGCAAUGUAUACGUUGCUACGGAUUAUCCAAUUGAUGGUGGUGACAUUCAUUCAGGGUCAUUUUUGGAACUAACAGAAGAUCACCAUAGAGCAGCGAAGAUGGUCGUAAACAAUCUAGACUUUUACACAUGGCAACGCCUCAAUACUACACUUCCUCCCUUCGAAAACGACGAAUUUGUUGCGAUUGGCAAAAAACCCGUUGAUAAGGAAAGAUUAGGCGUGUUGGCAAUUUGGGACAAGUUAGUUCUGAUGCAUGCUAAUUGGUUUGUCAGUGGCCCAGUUGGAUGUUGCCGAUCAACAAGCUCUUAUACUGCCCAGGUGGUGAAAGGCAGAGGUACGAUUAUGGAGUAUCAAGGACCUCUCGGUGAAGAACCACCGAAAGAUGCUCUGCUUAAUCUUUGGGAUACGUGGUAG
Paraglomus occultum is the source of this 1440-nucleotide messenger RNA. The record is from the annotation of a GenBank genome assembly. NCBI's taxonomy places the organism in Eukaryota, Fungi, Glomeromycota, Glomeromycetes, Paraglomerales, Paraglomeraceae.